Messenger RNA from Cutaneotrichosporon oleaginosum, 1373 nucleotides. RefSeq lists its product as uncharacterized. Gene Ontology annotation, biological process: regulation of DNA-templated transcription. The record is from RefSeq and is a predicted model, not a curated record. Lineage: Eukaryota; Fungi; Basidiomycota; Tremellomycetes; Trichosporonales; Trichosporonaceae. Gene Ontology annotation, molecular function: DNA binding.
CUCGCUUCGUUACUUCAAGGUCGACCAGAAUGAGGCGGACGACGAAGAGUAGAUGUCUUAGACGUUGUUCCAUCACGUACUCGACUAGUUGAGACUCAUAUGGAGCCGUUCGCAUGUUGCAUCUCCCUCUUCCACCGCAGUCUGCACGGCAAUGUAAAGAAUUUGGCGAUCACCCAAAUAUUUCGUCCUUCGUUGAAAGAGUUUGGUGUUGAGACAGGAUCCGCACAUGCGGGGCACCACAUCGUUGCUUCGCUGGCUUUGUGCUCGAUCUGCUCUUUGUCCUGUGCCUCCACACUUCGUCAUCGACCACUCGCCACCCAUUGCCGCAGACUUUUCGCGCGCUCAUUGGGGGUAUUCAUAAGCUUAGAAGUCCUCAUCUGCCCCUCCAUAUCCAUUGUCACUUCAGUUAACAAACCGUCGCCUUGCCGAAUGUCUAUCACGGACACAGACACCCUUGUAGCGAACAUUAUGGCCCAGGCCGUGAAGGACACAAUCCGACGCCUCGAAGUCAUCGUAGCCACUUACACGGACACGUCUUCCGAUUCCGCUCGAACCAGCGGCAGCAACAAAACCGAUGACAGCCGUGACGCAACGCGCCACCUUAGGGCGUGGUUUAAGAACAACCUCGACCAUCCUUAUCCUUCUCUGUCCCUCCGACAGCGCUUCGCAUCGGAAUUAGGUGUUCCCGUCCGCAAUAUCAACGCUCAGUUCACGAAUUGGCGCCGUCGAACCGGCUGGUCUCAUAUCAGGAAGGCGUGGGCGGGCAACUCGCAUCAAGGGAUGGUUUUGCUCCUAUCGCGAUACGCAUCCGGAGAAGAAGCGCGGCCUGAUGUGCGGGCAGCUAUCCGCCGCAUGGCUGAGUACCUCGAGGAGGAUCCUGCCAGGCAGUGGAUCGGGUCUAUCCUAUCGACCCGGGCGGAGGGGCUUUCCUCUCCUACCUCCAGGUCUUCAAGUCUGACACUUGUCUCUUAUCAACUCGGAACCCCGCGUUUCUCGACUCGAUCCCCAUCACUCGACUCUUCGGCCGACGUAGCUCGGCACGCCGCCGAUACCGAAGUCGUUGUGGAUCACCGAUCCUUCGUCUCGGUUUCUCAAUCGGAAGCAGAACAUACACCAGGUUCACUCACACAACCGACCCGCAAGCGCCGCCGCUCCAUCCCACCGACUGACAGUGAACUGAGAAUUACACGAAAGCAACAGUAAGUUCACGGCUUGCGUGGUCAGUUGGCCGGGCGGCUUCACCCUGGUCUCGAGAAGAGGCAGCUAGCAGUCGGGCGUUCUUGCACACAUGAUAGUCAACUGCACGUUCACCUAACUAUCUCGACGCUAUGUACAAUCCGAUCCUGGUUGUGCAGGUAGCAUCUCUGAGACCU